AUGGGCGACGCCGGCCAGGAGCUGCACUACGAGCCGCUGCCGUACCGCGACCUGUGGCCGGGCGUGGACGAGCUGCUGCCGCCGCUGGUGUCGGCCGCCGGUCGCGACGCGCUCGACCUGGCGUUCGCGCCGGCCGAGCUGGCGGCGGCCGGCCGCGGCGCGCGCGUCCUCUACGGCAGCGUCAACUCGGACGGCGACAAGCUGCCAGAGCACAGCGUUUGCAAGCUCUGCGACGGGCAGGUGGACCUGUUCCGCGCGCACGAGCACAGCGUGCAGGGCCGCUUUGUGCUGUCAGGCGACGGCGUGGUGCUGGAGCCGCCACCGACUACGACGUCGUCAUCGUCGACUCGGACCGCAGACGUGGAGUCGGCCGAGACGGUGGACGACCCUCUGCCGUACGCCUGCGACGUCUGUCAGAAGGCGUUCAGCACGCGGCGCGUGUUGAACAAGCACCUGCUGAGCCACGCGGGCGUGCGGUAUCCGUGCGAGCAGUGCGACAAGAGCUUCCCUCGGCUGGACCGGCUGCGCCGCCACCAGCUGACGCACGCCGCCGUACGACCGUACGUGUGCCAGACAUGUCAGAAGGGCUUCAACCGGCGCGAGUACCUGGUGCAGCACCAGCGUGUGCACUCGGGCGACCAGCCGUUUCAGUGCGACAUCUGUGGCAUGCGCUUCAGUUUGCACUCCAACUUCACCAUGCACAAGCGAGUGCACGCGCAGGAGAAGCGGUUCACGUGCGAUGUGUGCGAGCGCGGCUUCAACCGGCUGGACCACCUGGAGACGCACAAGCUGCAGCAUACUGGCGAGAAGCCCAUGAUCUGCGAGAAGUGCGGUCUGCAGUUCUCCAUCAAGGAGAAGUUGCAGCGGCACAUGCUGGUGCACGCCGACGAGAAGUCGUUUGCCUGCGCCAUCUGUGCUCGCCGCUUCCGCCGCAAGGACAAGCUGGACGCGCACAUGGAAAAGCACGCGUCUGGGCCCGGCCAGGCGUGUCAGCUGUGCCCUAAGGUGCUGCCUCGACGCGAGCUGCUACGCCAGCACGAGCGCCAGCACGCUGACCCUGCCAAAGUGCAGUGUCCCACCUGUCUCAAGUUUUUCGCCGACCAGGCUAAGUACCAGGCGCACGCGCAGCGCCACAAGCCGCUGGUGCGCGACGCGGCGCGCCAUCAGUGCGAGAUGUGCAUGAAACCCUUCCGGCGGCCAAACGUGCUGCGUGCGCACAUGAAGAAGGCGCACGACCGCGUGCUGGCCAGCCCGGCGCGCGUGAUGAACAACAAGCCGCGCUCCUUCCAGUGCCACCUGUGCCGGCGCGGCUUCACGCGCCAACAGACGCUCAAGGCGCACGUCCAGCGCGUGCAUGAAGCGGCCGAGCCGGAGCCGGAGCCGGACCCGGUGGCC
This is a messenger RNA of Pollicipes pollicipes, 1395 nucleotides long. RefSeq names its product gastrula zinc finger protein XlCGF46.1-like. The record is from RefSeq and is a predicted model, not a curated record. The transcript has 4 exons. The annotation marks the transcript as partial. Lineage: Eukaryota; Metazoa; Arthropoda; Thecostraca; Pollicipedomorpha; Pollicipedidae.